AUGGAUACAGUGGACGGCGACAGCAACAACAGCAGCAACGCGAACGGACUCGCGUCGAGCGUGUUGGAUUUCCCGUUCGCCCAAAACACCAAGGACGCCAUUUGCGCCGAAUUUUGGGAUUCGCUGGCUACGGCUGGCCAGCGACUCCAGAGCCCGUCGACUGACCUUGACGCUUACUGGGCCUACUACUACAAGGAGUGCAGCGGUGCUCUGCACGAUGGCGGCCGACAUGUGGCCACCCGAAGCCACAGCGACGUCGUCGACUGCGUCCGCAAACUGCGCCGAGGGAUGCUGCGCGACGACAUCAAAGUCGCGUUGAGCGCCAAACUGAGCGCCCCCCAUGCCAACGUGGACGAGAUGCUGGACAACUCGAUUGACCUGGCGGCUAGCCUUCUGCUGAUGUCCAGUUUCGGCUCCUUCUCGUACGGCUUCUCGGGCCGCAGCUGCAUAUGCUGGAGCCAGGCAUCGCUGGGCGACUUCCUCGGCGUCUACUUUGAGCCCGACGGCAAGUCGGCCGCGCGCGCCCACGACAGCAUCAAGCUGGAGAAGAUCUUCAAGGCGAGCAAUCUCAACCGCAUUGCCGGGCUCGAGGUGGUGUGGACAGACAAUCUCGUCGACCACCUGCGCAUGACCGACGACGACACGCGCGUCCACAUCUUCCACCACGCCUCUUUUCUCGAGCUGCAGCGGCAGAACCCGGGCACUCUACUCCCAGGGGGCCUCGCCGAAGAGACGCUGCAGACGCUUGCAGUGCUCUUCCCGUCGUCCGACAGGGAGACAAAGCAGUGGUUCGCCAAGCUGCCUCCUGGAGAUGGCCGGCUCGACGCGCGGAUCCUGCACUGCGGCAGGCUGAAGACGGACGACCGCCAGAUCGACCGGUUCAAGUUCUGGAGAGACCGCCUGGUGAUGCUCAAGGAGGUGUUUGACGAAGCGCAGCCUAGAACCAUGUCGCAGUGGUGGUACGACAGACGGAAUGGGGUGCAAUGGUACACAUUCUGGGUUGCCGUGCUUGUGCUGGUCUUGACGGUGGUGUUUGGGCUGGUCCAGAGCAUCGAAGGGGGCAUGCAAGUGUAUUACUCAGCCAAGGCACUGACUGUCGACGGAGGAGGUGCUGCGAACGGGGGGCUAGGGCAGAAUAUGCAUGAAACGGAGUAA
Molecule: messenger RNA, 1155 nt
Organism: Lasiosphaeria miniovina
Lineage: Eukaryota; Fungi; Ascomycota; Sordariomycetes; Sordariales; Lasiosphaeriaceae
Exons: 2
Coding region: 1-1155 (384 amino acids)
Source: RefSeq, a predicted model, not a curated record